This is a messenger RNA of Cynara cardunculus var. scolymus (artichoke), 699 nucleotides long. Its product is annotated as DNA-binding protein HEXBP-like. The coding region runs from base 1 to 699 and encodes 232 amino acids. Lineage: Eukaryota; Viridiplantae; Streptophyta; Magnoliopsida; Asterales; Asteraceae. Gene Ontology annotation, molecular function: nucleic acid binding; zinc ion binding. The transcript has a single exon. The record is from RefSeq and is a predicted model, not a curated record.
AUGGCGAAAGUAGCAGAAGAGAACAACGCUAGGGAGAACCAUGAUAGAAGGGAUGCAAAGAGAAGAUGGGAAGGAUCGAACAAAUCCGACAAGAAGCCAAAAUGGACUCCGACUUUGACAAAAACACGAAGCGAGGGAUUCUCUAUUCCUCAAUGUAACAAAUGCAACAAGAGGCAUAAGGGAGAGUGCAGAGCAGGGAGCCUGACGUGCUAUAGAUGUGACAAACCGGGGCACACCGCACGAGAGUGCCUGGAAGGAAGGACUUGUUACGAAUGUGGGGCUACGGGACAUUUGCGUCCUGACUGUCCAAAACGUCGCAAUGGUGCGACACCCCACGGGAAGCCAAUGAACAACGAAUUUGGGAAGGGAGCGAAAAACAGGAAGGAACUGCCUAAGGGACACGGCCGAGCUUACAACAUGACUUUGGAAGAGGCAAAGGAAACACCCGACAUCGUAUCUGGUAUGUUCCCUAUCAACAAUGUGUAUGCACAUGUGUUAUUUGAUUCGGGUGCAAAUGGUAGUUUUGUGUCUACCACUUUCUGCCACUAUCUGAAUAGCAGUGCCCAUAGGCUAGACAAAACCUACACUAUAGAAACAGCCGACGGUAGUCAGCGUAAGGUAAAAGAAGUAUUCGAGGAAUGCACAAUUGUUAUAAACGGGAAGGAAUUCCCCGUUAGGCUUAUGUCGAUGUGUUUAUGA